Dufourea novaeangliae is the source of this 1287-nucleotide messenger RNA. RefSeq lists its product as uncharacterized. Gene Ontology annotation, biological process: cilium assembly. Lineage: Eukaryota; Metazoa; Arthropoda; Insecta; Hymenoptera; Halictidae. Gene Ontology annotation, cellular component: ciliary transition zone. Bases 1 to 1287 code for a protein of 428 amino acids. The record is from RefSeq and is a predicted model, not a curated record. The transcript has 5 exons.
AUGAGUCGACCGAGUGAGAAACUUUCACGACGAUGGAGUACCAUGAACGUUCCUCGGAGAAGGGAUGCAAGCUUCUCCGAGGAGUCGUCAUCCUCGACCAGUGAGAGCACUGAACAGCCGUCUUACACGAAGAACACUAGCACACCUUUGCGAAACAGGUGGUCGGACGCGAAAGGAAUCAACAGGUCCUCGCGGAAUCAACGAGAUGAGAGCGAAGACUCGGAAGGGGAGACCGACGAGAAGGAAGUGGAAAGAUCAAGAGGGCAUAAAAAAGCUACGCGUGAUGUUCGAGGAAAGCGACAAGAUGAUCGUGAAAGAAUCGCUCGGAGACAGAAGGCAAGACACGUUCCUCGGGGAGGACGAAAACGCGAAAGAGGUUAUGAGGGGUCAGAAAAUGAUAAUCGGAUGGCGUCGGGUUCUUCCAGCAAACGCUAUGAGGAAGGGGAUACUGAUCGCUCGAAACGGAGACAUGAAGGGGAGAACGAACUGCCGAUUACCGAGAUCUUGAAGAGAAGCCAAGAGAAUGCGCGUACGAAAUACGAGGGUCAGUCACCUCUUUCGGAACUGACCACAGAUAAAAUCUAUGUUCAGCACCGAGACGGUUUCAGCGCUAUGAAAAUUAACAGAUCAAAGAGUUCUCAGUUCUCGGGACAGAAAUCAGAAAUGGCGGGAGGCAAUGGCUUCGUUGAGAACCGAGAUUCUCCGCCCAUAAAGGUGGCCAUCACGAUUCAAUGGUUUUGGAAAACUACAGGCCUCGUGUUUCAGGGUAUUUUAGGUGGCAUGGCCCUCAUGCAUUUUAUAAUGUUGCAAGUAUUUUUCAAUCCGUCCUUGGAAUUCAUCGAAGACCACUCGACGAUUUGUGAAAUUUACACGAACAUCUUUUCCUUCCUCAUAACUCUGUGCGUCGUGUCGACUCUCGAUAAGUUCGAUUUCGCUCGAUUCGACGUGGAUCACCUGCGCGAGAUCUACCUCGACCACAAUAUAGCUGUAAUCGCAAUUCCGUUAUACUUGGUCGUGUUCUGCCUUCAUCAAGUCUGUUCCAAGGUUGACAGUCAGUUGGGGUUGGUGCACUAUUACAGUUCAAAUUACAGCUUGUGGGAAAACGCUACUGAUGUCCAGACCCUUCUAGUCGAUUUAAACAACUGGCAGAGGAUGUCGCUAUCAAAAGACGUUCUCGCGGUUGUUGCCUGGUUGUUUGUUUCUCUGGGUACCAAGGACGAUUCAUUUCUGAUACAUCUGCAGUCCAUGCAAAAGUUCACGAGCAACGCCGAGUCCCCAAGACAAUAA